Molecule: messenger RNA, 1232 nt
Organism: Oryza sativa Japonica Group (Japanese rice)
Lineage: Eukaryota; Viridiplantae; Streptophyta; Magnoliopsida; Poales; Poaceae
Product: RPM1-interacting protein 4
Cellular component (GO): plasma membrane
Source: RefSeq, a predicted model, not a curated record
UUAUAAUCCCAGGCUGCAGCUGCAAGCCAGCCGGCCUGAGAGAGAGGAGAGGAGAAGGACUCCAUUGGCGACAAGCUAAGCUUAGCUAUAGCUAUAGCUAGCUAGCUUAGCCCCUGCCUUCCAAGGAGGAAGAAACGAGGCAUACAUACCCAUCCCCUCCUCCUCGACGGCUAGCUGCUACCUCGUCUGAUCGAUCGAUCGAUCUCCUCGUCGGCCAUGGCGCAGCAGAAGAAGAACGCGCACGUGCCGAAAUUCGGCAACUGGGACAAUGGCGGCAACGUGCCGUACACCGUCUACUUCGAGAACGCGCGCAAGGGCAAGGUCGCCGCCGCCGGCAAGAUGUUCAACCCCAACGACCCCGUCGACAACCCGGAGGCCUUCUCCUCCUCCAUCGCCGCGCCAUCGCCGAGCCGAGCCCCUCCUCCUCCGCCGUCCCACCACGAGCGCGCCCCGAGCGACGCGCCGCCGCCGCCGCCGCCGGCCCCCUACGCCGGCGGCUCGCCGUACCACCGCCACGCCGCUGGUGGUGGCGAGACGCCGCCGGCAAGAAGAGGAGGCGGGCGGACAAGCGGCGGCGGCGGGUCGUCGUACAGCGUCGAGCACUCGCCGUCGCCGUCGCCGCUGCACCCCUACUCCGACAGCGGGAGCGGCAGCUACGGCGGCGGCCUCGUCGCCAACUCCCGCGCCAAGGGCGGCGGCGGCGGCGCCCCGCGCGGCAACGAGACACCGACGAGGGGGUCGGCGGUGCCGCGGUUCGGCGACUGGGACUCGAACCCGGCGUCGGCGGACGGCUACACGCACAUCUUCAACAAGGUGAGGGAGGAGAAGCAGACCGGCCAGGCCGCCGGGAAGCCGGCGGCGGGGCUCGGCAAGGGCGGCGCCGCCGCCGCCGGCCACGGCAACGCCGCCAAGCGAUACCACGACGACGACUUCGCCUCCACGAAGUGCUCCUGCUUUGGAUGGUGCAAAUAGAGAUGGAUUUUGAGGCUGUUAUCAAUGUACUUGUAAAUUGCAGAGAAUGGGAUUUUCGUUUCCCCAGUGCGAUUCAUCAGCUUCGAAACUGCAUUUGGUCAUAGAUUAUUUAUUUGGAAGUGGGGAAAUAUACAUUACAGUAUAGUUCAUGCCUGCUGUAAUGGUAGAUUACGUAUUGGAUUGUUUGGUUCCUUCUGUACUGGAUUUACAUGCUUGUAAUGGCAGGUUAAAGCUUGGGCUGUUUCUUGUUCUUAUCGUCA